Sardina pilchardus (European sardine) is the source of this 1199-nucleotide messenger RNA. It is a transcript of the gene cldn23l, whose product is annotated as claudin 23-like. The transcript has a single exon. Gene Ontology annotation, biological process: cell adhesion; bicellular tight junction assembly. Gene Ontology annotation, cellular component: bicellular tight junction; plasma membrane. Gene Ontology annotation, molecular function: structural molecule activity. NCBI's taxonomy places the organism in Eukaryota, Metazoa, Chordata, Actinopteri, Clupeiformes, Clupeidae. Bases 1 to 744 code for a protein of 247 amino acids. The record is from RefSeq and is a predicted model, not a curated record.
AUGCAGACGCCCGUCUCCAUGGUGAUGGGCAUCGUCUUCGCCCCGCUGGGUCUGGUGCUGGUGUUCACGGCGGCCAUCACCCCUCAGUGGCGCGAGGGGCAGGUGCAGGUGCAUGUGGGCGCGGCGGGCAUCGGUGCCCUGGGAGGCGGCUUGGGUGCGGGCAGAGCGGGCAUCGCGGGCGAGGGCCUCCUCCUGCUGCGCUCCGACGGCCUGUGGGAGAGCUGCCUGCAGGUGGCGCUGUCGGAGGUGAAGCAGUGCUGGCCGGUGAGCGGCGCGUACGAGCGGGACAGGCGCGUUCGAGCCGCCCAGGGCCUGGUGCUGGCCUCGCUCUUCCUGUGCGGCGCAGGCAUCGUGCUGGCCAGCGUGGGCGUGCGCUGCUGGACCGACCUGCCCCUGCGUGGCAUCGCCGCGGCCGCCGGCGGGCUCCUGGUCGCUCUCGCCGGCCUGCUCAGCCUCGCGGCGCUCGGGCUCUACACGCACAACCUGCCCGCGCUGGGCAACGAGGAGCCGGCGGUCAGCGGCGGCGUCGCGAGCAGCUCCGUCCAGCGAGCCUCGUCCGCCCAGCAGCUGCCCCGCCUGUGGCUGCGUCCGGCCGGGUCGCUGUACUUCGGCUGGGUGGGCGGCUGGGUCCAGGUGCUGGGAGGCGCGGCGCUCAUGCUGAGCUUCAAGAGGCCGCACUGCCCGUCCUGCCCCAAGCAGCGCCCCCCGGUGGACAACACUGAGACCUACGAGGUCGCCUGCUGAUAGAGAGGAGGAUGCAGAGAGAAGAGAGAGAGAAAGAGAGAGAGAGAGAGAGAAGGAAGAAGAGGAGAGGAAGAACAGAACACUGGAGAACGAAGGACUACUCACAUAUAUUUACACACACACACACAUAUACACAUAUUUACACACACACACACACCCACCCACACACACACACACACACACACUCAGAGAAGUGACAGAUUAGCUGGGUGUUGUCAUGAAGGCAGCCCCUGUUGAAUGUCUGGCGGCUGGAGGAACCGGUCUGGUGCUGAGGGCUUAAGCCGGGAUAAGAGCAGAGGAUGUCGAGCGCCGCUCUCUUGGGGUGGGGGGGCAAGCAGGCAAACCCUGUAGGACUGAACGGCAGAUUCACUCAGACAAUGCACUGAAUUAGACGACUUAGAGGGCUGAAGUUUCUAUUCAUCGCUUUUGAAUGUAGAGGGCUACGACCUGCUUCA